Molecule: messenger RNA, 2655 nt
Organism: Hyaloperonospora brassicae
Lineage: Eukaryota; Oomycota; Peronosporomycetes; Peronosporales; Peronosporaceae
Source: the annotation of a GenBank genome assembly
AUGGCCGACAUGAACCGACGCAGAGGGGGGCCGAGCCACACGUCGCAGCCGCCGCAGAGCCAACAGCCGCCGCAGCAGCAGUUCUCGGUCUACCCGCAACCCAUGCAGACCUCGCCCCACCCCUACCCUUACCACCACCACCAGCAGCAGCAGCAACAACCGCAGCAACAUCAGCCGUCGUACCCGCAACAUAACAAAACCGCAGGAGGGUACGCCACGCGCACCACUCUGUACCGCAAUGCUGCAGGCGGCCCUUCGACCGCCAGCAGCAAUCGUACCCCCGGAGGGCUGCGGCCCGCCAUGUCUGGCGCCAAGAUGGGGAUCAAGAGCGGCAUGACGGUCGAAGAGCUCAAGCGCCUGACGCAGAAGCGCAUGCAGCAGUCCGCAGGCGGGGCACCGGGCCCCAGUAGCAAUCCGGCGACGCCCACGGCCGCCGCUGCCUCGGACGGCUUUUCAGCUUCCAGACCUGCAACGCCGAAGAUUAAUGCGGCGCUGGCGACUGCUGCCACGUCGACCGCGCCGGCUGCAGUCGCGACACCGCCGGGUGGGGCUGGUCCGAAGACCGGUAUGUCGGUGCAGGAGCUCAAGCAGCUGACAGCGCUGCGGGUGGCGUCGCAGCACGUGCCCGUGCACGCCAGUAAAGUGACUGGACUCGUGAGCAAAGCCGUGCUGCACAAUGCUGCCAAGUCGCACUACCGAGAGACUGCAGGACGCAGCUCACUCGCUCCGGAGCAGACAACGAAGCGCUCGCACCACACGCGGAGCAGCAGCAGCACGCAACUUGAUACUGCACAGUACACUGGCUUUGGAAACGACGCGAUGCGCAGUCGUGGACCGCUGAGCUCGGGAUCGGGCGACGCUCGUGGCCACCGCAGUCGGUCGCACAGCUCUCAGUUGCCGAAUGUCGACUCGACGGGACAUAGUAUGCCCAUGCGCUAUUCGUACGCGGGCGGUCAGACGCCUGAGGAUUACUACGCUUCGUACGACUUUGGAAACGCUGACGGCAGCAACUCGAUGUCGUCUUAUGGAUCCGACUCGGGCCGUGGCAGUCUCGAUGAUGGUAUAGCUUCCGGCCACAGUUCGUUGCUGCAGUUCUCACAAGAUGCGUUCCCUCCGCCGCCACCGAUGGACGAAGGCGGUGGCUUUGUGUCCACCGCCCUUCCUUCAUGGUCUCCUCCUCCAGCUCGGACGAAGAAGCUCAAUGCGUCUGCAAGCAUCGGUGCGACUUUCUAUAGCCAGCAAACAUCGUACUAUAACACCCCAUCGACAGAAGAAUCCGCCGUGGCAGGUGACAAUAUUGCUGGCGCGAGUCCAGCACCGGACCAAAACUCGAUGCUGGCACCGCCACCCGGACUCACAAGACGGCCUUCGAUGACGGUCCCGUGGCAAGUAGCUGAGGCCGUGCUCAUGACGCCACAAACGAAGUCGGGGCGUAAGAAGCUGGAGUUGGAUUCUGAGACCAGUUCGGGUGGACUGAGCUUGUCGGCAGCUGAAGCUGCGGCGCAUCUUGCUGGGUUCUCGCUCCAGUCGUCAACACGGAGUCGAGGGAAUGCUGGCACGCAACCACCACCUCCAUCAGCAACGUCGUCGAGCUCUCCAUCAAGCUCGACAGGUACCUCGCAGCCAGGAGGUGCGACCGUGACUCGGCGUGGCAGCUUUGGCAAUGCCGCCGAGUUCUUCAAGUUCCGUCGUCGCAGUAAAAGCCGCUUGGAACUUGCACGUGACCAGUCUUUCGGCGACAAUGGGGAGACGACAGGUUACCCGUGUUACGGCGCAGCUGGUUCGAUGCCUGGGAUCGCCGAGCGACACGGCGAUGCUGAGGACGGGAUGCGCGACGAUUCGGGUGCCAGUUCGUCAACGUCAGCCAACGACGAAUCGAGCUCGCAGGGUUACACCGAUGAGGACGUGGUGCAGGUGACAGGUGGCUACGACGACACCGCAGAAAUCUCCGGCAGCUUUGUGUCGUUUUACAACGCUGCUCGGCAGCACCAGAGCGGUCUGUCAGCUCUGUCGAUUCCUCCUCCCCCGCCGCCGCCCAUGACGGAUGACGACGUCGGGUCUUCGACUACAUCGUCGACCAAGGGCCAGAAUGGGCUGCCCAUGAUGAGUCCCAACGGUGCGCGACUUCGAAAGGUGGCGGAGUUGGCUCGCCAAGGCAGCUUGAGCAGCGAGGACAAGACCCGCGCGAAGGAUGAGAUUAUUCAGAGCUCGUUGGGCAUUGGUGCAAGCAACGCGGCGCGCCUGCUCGCUACGAAGAAGGAAGAUCGGGGAGACCGUGUUCCAGCCACAGCGCCGUCGAGCGCGGCACCGCCCGGUCUCUCUGGUAUGCUGCGCACGACGCCGAAAGCCUCUGCGAAAAAGCUGCCUGGAUCUGGGAUCGUGCGUAGCAAUGCAGUAGAGCGUGCAGGGCCGUCCAGCAUCUCUGCCAGUGCAGCCGCAGCAGCUGCUGCUCUUGGGGCCACGAUAUCGCCAGGUCCGUCUGCUACUUCCCAACAAGCUGGCACGGCGAGUAGCAGCUUCUUGGAAGAGCGACUUGCUGCUGCAGCGCAGAGAGUUGCAGAUUGCGUCGGCAAGGGCGACAUGACAGGAUUCCAGCAUGCCAUGGAUGAGCUGGAUUGGCUUCGCAACGAAGCUAGCAAGAUGAUGGGCGGGUGA